AUGUCGAUGACCACAAGAAGAAAGCCAGACCCAGAAAUUACUAGAUGGGCUAUUGAAUUUAUACUCAGUCAAUUACAAACCCCAGGCCUCACAAUCACCAAAAUCCUCACCAACCCUCACGUCCCGUUAUCAAACACUAACCCCCGUUUCAAAAAAACCCUUCUUCUCCGGCAACUGGACGCCGAAAUCGAAGAGGGUUCGGUUUCAGAGAAAACCCUUGAUUCAAUAGAGAUGAUUGAAGAAAUUGAUAGGAACGAAGGUGAUUUGAUAAUGGAUUCGAUGAAGAAUGCUUACUGUGCUGUGGCGGUGGAGUGUACGGUGAAGUACAUGCUGGGGAAUUUGCAGAGGGCAAGAAAGGGGAAGUUUUUGGAGGCGGUGGAGAGGGUUUGGAAGGAGAGGGUUGGUGGGUUGGAGAGAGAGGGGAGGAGUGAGUUGGUUACGGAUGAGUUGUUGAAAUGUUGGGAGGAAAUGGAAUUAGCUAUGUGGGAUGAUGGGGUUGCUAAGAGGUGGUUGAAAAGGAAUACGAGGAACGAGGCAGUGGAGACGGUUAGAGUUUAUUUAGGGGAAGCGGUUGCUGUUAGUGGGCCGGCGUUUGCUGAGAUGGUUGCGAGGAUGGACAUAAGAGAGAGAGGUGGUAGUCUGUGUUGGCAGAGAAGGGAUGGUGAAAAUGAGGGUGUUGAAGUAAAUGUUGGUGGUGGGGAGGUGAAUGGGCUUGUGAAGAAAAGUGGGGAGGGAGGGGGUUCUGAAAAUGGGGUGAUGGAAGCUAAUGUGGGUGGCAGACAGGUUUGUAUCGAUGCCGAUGCUGGAGAGGGAUGUUCUAGGUUGGUUGAUGGGAAUCUGGUGUUGGGGGCUGCUGAUAAGCCUGCAAAUGAAAGCAGGGAGGGAGGUAGGGGUGAAAAUGGGGUUAAGGAAGUUAAUGUGGGUAGCAGUAGGGUUUGUACUGAUGUUGAUGCUGGAGAGGGAUGUUCAAGGUUGGCUGAUGUGAAUGCAAAGAAAUGUAGUGAGGCAGGGAGUGGUGAAAGCGGGGCCAUGGAAGUCAAUGUGGGUGGCGGUAGGAUUUGUGUUGAUGUCGAAGCUGGAGAGGCAUGUUUGAGGUUGGAUGACAAGAGUUUGGAGUUGGGGCCUGCUGAUACGCCUGCAAAGAAAAAUGGAGAAAUUCAGAAGAACAAUAUGGUUCGUAAACACAAGCAUGUUGUUCCUAUCAAACGAUCAAAAGGUCCCGUCAAGAUCACAGAUACGGAAAUUGCAGUAGGAGACAUAUCAUCUAGUUUGUAUGACACUAUAACUACAGAUGAAGUGAAUAGAGUGCGUGGAGCACUCAGAGCUAGUUCUGAGGAGCUGCAAGCAAGGGUUAAGGAUCCUCUUCCUGAUGCCUUACAGCUGGCUGGAAAUUUAAUUGCUGAAAUGGCAAGAAAAUUAUCUAAUCAGGGUACUUUAGCCAAGACACAAUGUGGAGAAGGUGUAGAUACUGUUAUUUCUGAACUGGCUAGAAAAAUAAUGAAUCCUGAUCCUUUGGUAAAAAACCAGAAUGGAAAAGAUGCAGGCUCAUCCCUCCUUUCAGCUAAGCCUUCAGCUGAAAAUCAGUCUGGAAAAGAUACCGAUGCAUGCAAUCCUUCAGCCAAUCACACUGUUGAAGCUUCUGUAGAAAACCUGAAUCAAACGGAAGUGGAUGAUGCCAAUCCUUUGACUAAUCAGACUGCCGUAACUUCAGUAAGAAAUGAGAAGGGAAAAGGCAUGGAUGCGCCUAAUCUAUCAGCUAAUCUCAGCAAAGAGAUUAAUCCUGGAACCACAUCCUGCAGACGUCAGAAUAAUGUUUCUAAACCUAGCUUAAUGGAGCGGAAUGCUACUGCACGUACCUUCGAGUGGGACGAUUCAAUAGAUGACUCACCUGAAGGAACUAGAGGUCAGAUGAAAAGAUUUCAUUUGGAUAGCCCUAAGAGAAAGGCCGUCUCUCCAUUGAAGAAACAUGAACUGGCAAGGUUUAUUAAGAGGAGAAAACCUAAGAAGUGGAGUCUGGAGGAGGAAGAUGCCUUGAGGGAGGCUGUAAAGAAGUAUGGUAAAGGAAACUGGAAGCUGAUCUGGAACUCUAGACGUGAUGUGUUUCAAGAGAGAACCGAG
Molecule: messenger RNA, 2118 nt
Organism: Dovyalis caffra
Lineage: Eukaryota; Viridiplantae; Streptophyta; Magnoliopsida; Malpighiales; Salicaceae
Source: the annotation of a GenBank genome assembly